Leptidea sinapis is the source of this 4148-nucleotide messenger RNA. RefSeq lists its product as uncharacterized. The record is from RefSeq and is a predicted model, not a curated record. NCBI's taxonomy places the organism in Eukaryota, Metazoa, Arthropoda, Insecta, Lepidoptera, Pieridae. The transcript is spliced from 3 exons. Bases 421 to 2388 code for a protein of 655 amino acids.
CACGUAUCUCAUAUUUCCCGCGCUUGGCACCGCACCAGUCCGCCACACGCUUCUAUUCCCGUCUAAUGCUCGUGAAAAAACACGUAAAAACGCAUUUAUUUUUGUAGCGAGCGGCCUCUAAAUUUAGGCCGUAUGGAAAUCGAAAGCUGUACCGAGUGAUUUUGGUCGCGCCGGUGUUGUCUGUAUUUAGAUAAGAGUUCGUCCACAGUGCGGGCUGUUCUUCAGCGAGUGUCUGGUGCAUCAAGAGUGCACCCUCGUCAUCACUCAGCCCCGGAGUGCAGUGUUCGCCUGUUGUUGAUGUCACAAAUGUUGCCCGAAGGCGGAGGUGAUUAUUGUGUUUUUAUGUAUGUCUGUGCCUUGAUUAUUAUGUGAGUUUGUGAAUGAAGUAAUAAUUAAUAACAAAACGAUGAAGGAGAAGUGAUGCGUGGGGCGGCUUGCGGCGACGUGUGUCCCGCGCCCGCGCCUCUCCCUCGUCCAACCAUCAACAGAACAUCUGAAAGCAAGGAUCUCCUCAGACAACAGCUGCUGUCUGCAAGCAAAGACAGUUACUCGGAAAAAUCUGACACAGCCAAAGCGAAGCAGGUGCGAAAUAGACAGAAGAACAGAUGGAAACUCAAGUUCCAUCAUCAAGCCCUUCCCCAAGAGUACCUUGACCACUAUGAACAAAGUCUACAGAAAAGUAAGAAGAAGUCACAAGAUAAACCCAAGGAUCAAAGUAAUGACGCACAUGUUACAAAUGAAGCUUUCAAAAUUUGGGCACAGAGGCUAGCCGGCGUUCAGAAUGACAAUGCGGCGAUGGCGCCUCCUCCUCAAGUUCCUCUGUCCAAGCCGAAGGAAGAUAAGAAGAAAAAAUCUUCACCAAUAACAUCGAGUAGAGUUAUCACGUACGAUGACUUACCAUACAUGGGUGAAAUGACGCUGAAUAACUCCAAGCCAAGGCGUGGAAGAAAGCCCAAAAAGGCUGAUAUAUGCCACCUAAUAUACGAGAACUAUGGGACUGUAGUGCCAGGGCAACCGCCUCCUCAAGACAAGUUCGGCCCUAUAACAGUAACCGCACUUAGACCAGACACUCCUGUCAAUAACUCAAAAACAGAUUUACAAAAUAAGAUUAUUUCCAGCUUACUGGAGAGGAAAAUUUCUCAAGAAAACAAAAGGCGACGGGAGAAUCCAUCACCGCCGCAAUUCUGUAGUCCGGACGACCCAAUGCCAGAAGCGCCACUCACUGCCGUGGGUCCCCUACACAGUGACGAUGAACCCCUGAACCUUUGUAUCAGAGACUUGCACGAUCUGAAGAUUGAAAUACAAAAGAAGUUCGGCAAUAUUUAUAGCUCGACUCCAGAUAUUAAAACUGAACAGGAAGAGGUAGAAAACAUAAAACACGAACAGCCCAAUGCAAUAUCUGUGAUACAACGCAACACGAAUUUGCCUCACACGGCGAGUAGUUCUCCCCAACUGUCACCACAGCCGCGCAACAUCUCCCCCACACUCUCUGAGCCGGCACACUCAACAACCAACCUGGAGGAAAAUGACAAGUUUCCUGCAUACGUGUAUUGGCCAAACGCGGGCAUCUACAUGCACCCUCUUGCUCUACAAACACAACUUCUGUACUAUCAGAGGCUAGCAGCGGCCGGUCAGUUAGCGAUACCUCAAAAUGAUAAACAAGUAACAACACCAACAAACAGUCCAGAAAGUAGCGACGAAAAUAAAAGUAAACUCGUUCUCAAGCAGAUAUCUGAUCUUUUAGAUCCGAAAAUUGCGAAACAAGUUGAACCAAAAAGUACAGAUAUGACCAAAAAGCGGGCGUCAUCCAAUUUGACUCAAGCACCGGUAAAGAGGAAGCGGUCAGCUAUUUUCAUCCCACCAGUGCCAGCAAAACAUAACACCACGACGCCUACUACAGAAGUCAGCAUUUGUAAAUUUAAAUUCACAGGAGGAUCAAAGCCUUCUUUACAAGAGAAGAAAAUGUUAUCUGUUGAUUCUGGAGGCAACUUUAGAUACUAUAGCGGCACGGGCAAUAAAGGUAACAAGGGUUAUGAAUAUUUGCAGCGAAACAACGAAAGGAUCAUACCUAAUAUUAAGCCAUCAGUUUCUGUGCCAAAAGAACAGAUUAUAUCAAACGAUGAUAUAAGUAAGAAGAAGAGGAAAUCAAGAAAGACGCUGCAGAGGGAAAAGCUGGAGCAGACCUUUAAGGAGAAAGGGUUUCUGAUUCAGACCCAGCAGUUACAGUCAGCAGAGGGAGCGACGUAUUGCAAGUUCCGACAGCUGCGGAAGUUCACGCGUUAUCUGUUCCGGAGUUGGAAGGACUAUUUGCCUGGCGAACUCGAGGAUAGACAGACGCAGGAGGCAGUCGCAACACCACACAAAGAUAACGCUUCGGAGUGGGGAUAAACAUUUUGGAUAGAACGAAAAUCUUGUUGAAAACCAAAGAAGCAGGAAUUAUACAACAUCGGCAGCUGCGUUUAUGACGUGAACCUUAGAUAAUUUAUACAUCUAGAUAGAGCCUCUUGCUGCUAGAUAACCAAUGAAAACAGGCCAGGUUUAUUACUUCCGUGUGCGUGACAAGCUACGUCUUACAUUUGCGAUUUAUAUCACUUUGUGUGCAAAAUUGAGGUUAACUCUUAACCUCAAUUUUUUGGACGUUUUCACAUCUGUCACAGUCUAUUUUGACGGAUAAAUGAUCUAAGACUUGAACCAAUAAAUAUUCAAGAGAUCGGUGGGCUCUGGAUACUAUUUUAGAAUAAUUUACGCAGUAAUGUAAAGUGAAGUCAUGCUUUUUCUACUACUAUUGUUAUUGUUAACCACUUUUUGAGUUUACUGUUAAGCAUUUGGUGUUGCCCGUACUACAUAUUGUGUUGUAUUUAUUAGACUGUGCUGCUUGUCAGCUAAUAUUGAUAUUGCAUUUAACAAAUUGAUUUAAAUCAUAUUAAAUCCGUCCAGAUGUUGGUUUUAUAUAGAUUGAUAACUGUAUGAUAUAAAAUUGUACAGUUUCAAACUAUCGAUGCUUAGUUUUCAAAAUGAUAUUAUAUAUUACAUAUUAGGAUAUGAUGACUAGGAGGAAAUUAAUUUGUAAAAUCUUCCUACAGUGAUUUUUAUUGAAGAUUGUGUGGUUUGUGUUAGCUUUUAUAAUACAGACUUAGAAUAAUAUAGAUGGAACAAAUAAGACUUAAUGAGUCGUACACAAUCAGAUGGUAUGGAAUGCAAUAAUGUCGCAGUAAUUUAGGACUAAAUGAGCGAAGCAUCGUUGGUAAAGUUCUUAUUUAUAAAAAAGAGAUGGAAAAAAACAUAAGGGCUAUAUUUCACCGGUCAAGCCACUGUGCCGUGUCUGUUAGCUACCAAAAUAGACACGGCGCCUAUUUCUGCCGUGAAGCAGUAAUGUGUAAGCAUUACUGAGUUUCAGUCUGAAGGGCGUCGUAGCUAGUGAAAUCACUGAGCAAAUCAGACUUAACAUCUUAUGUCUCAAGGUGACCAGCGCAAUUGUAGUAGCGCUCAGAAUUUUUGGGUUUUUCAAGAAUCCUCAGCAGCACUUUAUUGUAAUGGGUAGGGCGUAUCAAUUACCAUCAGCUGAACUUUCUGCUCGUGUCGUCCCUUAUUUUCAUAAAAAAAAUACACUAUACAGAAUAAUGACGCGUUCGAAUUGUCCGUUUGGUUGCGCAACUAUUACGGACACCAGGUGAGUAACUCCCUUUAGAGCUGUAUAUAUUUUGUUAGUAGCGCCGACUGGUUGCGCCUUGUCUUGUCUCGCUGAAAUAUAGCCCUUAAGUUCCCAUCUAGUCUGACCUUGUUGUGAUCAGCGCCUCUUUACCAUAGUAAAUACUUCAUUAAAAAUAAUCAAUAAAUUAUUUCAGCGUAUUUGCCUCAUAAGAAGCUUACCAUGUGCACACCAUAGUUUAUACUAUUGCAUUCAAAGUUUCAGUCAAUAUUGAGUAAUCUCAAAUUUUUCAUUGCUAUUUGAUCUGUCUAUGUUAUUCUAAAGUCUGAGUACGUCAAGUACAAAUUGUAUGUAAAUAUUAGUUAUUCUAGUCACUAUGUUAAGUUAAUAUUGUUAUCUUGCUAAAUAAAACAACUAUUUAUGAAUAAUAUUUAUUAAAAAUGUGAUUUCAAAAAAUGCAACAAGAAUGUAAAACGAUAAUAUAUAACAUAUAACCAAA